Aspergillus alliaceus is the source of this 1368-nucleotide messenger RNA. Its product is annotated as GNAT family N-acetyltransferase. Gene Ontology annotation, molecular function: acyltransferase activity, transferring groups other than amino-acyl groups. Lineage: Eukaryota; Fungi; Ascomycota; Eurotiomycetes; Eurotiales; Aspergillaceae. Bases 264 to 956 code for a protein of 230 amino acids. The transcript has 3 exons. The record is from RefSeq and is a predicted model, not a curated record.
CAAAGGGAUAGCUAACCCCCUCGCAAUCUACCAUCAACUACUCACUAAUUCACCUGUACUGCCUCUCUUCCGCACCCCUAUCGUCCCUAUCGUCGUACAGUCCGGUCAUCCAUCACUUCGCGGCUCGUCGACUUUAGAUGGCGCUGUCCUUGUUCCCCCUUCGCCGCCAUUCUCACUCUUAUACUAUUGCUUUAUCGCAACCCCUGCGCAGACAUAGUAGGAAUUGAAUCUAAACUACUAGAAUCGAGUCCAAAUCUUCCAACAUGUCUCUCCAAAUCGUCCCCAUGACCGAACAGGACAUACCCAAGGCCGUAGAAUGCGUCCAAACGGCAUUUGCCGAUGACCCGUAUUUCCACUGGCUCUUCGAUUCCUCGGAAUACAAUAUCCGCCGAAACGCCGCCUCCCUAGCCGCCCACUUCCAAUACGGCCUAAACUGCAAGAGCCCGAUGUACGUCGCCAAGGUCCCCCUCAGCGACAAACACCCUUCCUCCAUCGUUGGCGUCUGCUGGUGGUUCGGACCCCAGCCCACCUCUAAACCAUCCACCUGGUCCGUCUGGGCCCAGGACUGGCUCCUCUCCUUCCGCCAGUUUCUCUUCAACAUCCGCUUCGGCGGCAGAGGCGGCCUUAACCUCCACCGCUACAAUCUCUGGAAAGCCAUGCAACGUAAGACCCACGAUGUCAUCUGGACCGAUCCCCGUGGGUAUUACUUCUGUAAUGUGCUAGCUGUCAGCUCGGAGAUGCGUGGGAUGGGGGUCGGCCGGAAGCUGGUGGAGGUUGUGACGCAGCAGGCGGAUCGGGAUGGCAUACCGUGUUAUCUAGAGAGUUCAAAGGGUGUGCCGAAUUUGAUUAUCUACGAAAAAUUGGGGUUUGACCUGGUCACGGAGAUUGAUUGUGUGGAUGGUCGCGAUGCUUGCAAGCUGUAUUGUAUGGUUCGGAAGCCGAAGAUCAAGGCUUAGAAAGACGGACCUUUUGCAGACUUUUUUGCGUAUGGGAUCAUUUUUGAUGUUCAUCUCGUAAUAUGCGGUUUGCUAUGUAUUGAGUAGUCAGGGUUUAUUACGGCCAUGGGGAUCCGGUGAUAGCCGGUUAUCAAGGUCGCCACAGAGGAUUCCGUUCCCCGGCCACUAUAAUCCGUUUUUCUAUUAUAACAGGCAGAACUGACUAGAUAAUUCUCAUAACUGCUGGCCCUGGGUUGGCGGUUCUAACGAAGAAACUUGGCGAUUUUCUAGUCAAACGAAUCUAACCAAUCGGGCGAGUGUUCAAGUUCUCGAUCCCGUAGACCAGUAGUUGAAGGAACAGGACGAAUGUAGAUCUGCAUGAAGUUCAAUUACCCUAUAUUACCUAGAAAUAUUGAGAUAAUUGGACCUUAUU